GCAGCCAUGCAGCACUACGGAGUGAAUGGAUAUUCUCUCCACGCCAUGAACUCACUAAAUGCCAUGUACAAUCUUCACCAGCAGGCGGCGCAGCAUGCCCAGCACGCGCCCGACUACCGACCGUCCGUGCACGCACUCACGCUGGCAGAGAGACUGGCUGACAUAAUCCUCGAGGCCCGGUAUGGCUCCCAGCACCGAAAGCAGCGACGCAGUCGCACAGCCUUCACUGCCCAGCAGCUGGAGGCCCUGGAAAAGACCUUCCAGAAGACCCACUACCCUGACGUGGUGAUGCGCGAACGCUUGGCCAUGUGUACCAACUUACCAGAGGCCCGUGUGCAGGUGUGGUUCAAGAACCGCCGCGCCAAGUUCCGCAAGAAGCAGCGCAGCCUGCAGAAGGAACAGCUCCAGAAACAGAAGGAGGCCAACAGAGAGGGAGGUGACGAGGAAGAGGUCAAGACCACCGACCUGUCCACCCAGACAUCUCCAUCCUCCCUCUCGGAGACCAUGCGGCCCCAGCCUGCGGAGAUGAGUGUGGAGGUGAACGUCACCUCCCCGGAGGCCUCGGACAGCGAGUCGGCUGCAGAGGACAACGGUGAGGGAGAUGAGGAGCUGAAGUGGGAGAGGCUGCAGGAUACUCAGCAGCAUCAGCAGGAGGUGCAGCAGGGGGGUGCAGGGCUGCAGCCGGGAGGAGGAUCUCCAUCCUGCAAACGCUUCAGCCCCACACCAGACUCUCCCUUCCUCCCCUCCUCUAGCAGUGGCAACAGUUGUGUGUCCCAAGGCUCAUAUGCCUCAUCCCCCCUCAGCCUCUUCCGUCUGCAGGAGCAGUUCCGCCAGCACAUGGCUGCAACCAACAACGUGGUCCACUACCCCUCCUUCGACAUGAGUACCCCCUCCUCCCUGCCCUACCUGGGCAUGAACGUCAACAUGCCCUCCCCCCUGGGCUCUCUGCCCUGCCAAUCUUACUACCAGUCCCUGUCCCAGGCAUCCAUGUCCCAAGUGUCCAUGUCCCAGGCCCAGCAGGUGUGGAACAGCCCCUUGACGGGUCUCCAGGCCCCUCCGAGCAGCCGACCCAGCCUCAACAGCAAGACCACCAGCAUCGAGAACCUGCGUCUGAGGGCCAAGCAGCACGCUGCCUCCCUGGGCCUGGACACGCUACCCAACUGACCCCCUGGACACGCUACCCAACUGACCCCCUGGACCUGCUACCCAACUGACCCCCCCAGGGCAGGGCAGCUAACCGAGACACAGUCAGAUGUUAUGACCCUUUCUACUGACUGGACAUUAGACACUGCACCAGUUUUGUACACUGGGACUGCAUGGGACUGGACAUUAUAGACACUGCAUCAGUUUUGUACACUGGGACUGCAUGGGACUGGACAUUAGAUAAGAACCCUGCCGGACUAUACUUAUUUUGACACCCUUGCAGGUGAGAUACAUACACCCAGUGCAACCUCACUACUAUACUGAACACAAAUAUAAAUGGAACAUGUAAAGUGUUUGUCCCAUGUUUCAUGAGUUCAAAUAAAAUAUCCCAGAAAUUUUCCAUACGCACAAAAAGCACAUUUCAUAGUCAAAUUUGUUUGCAUCCCUGUUAAUGAGCAUUUCUCCUUUGCCAAGAUAAUCCAUCCACCUGAUAGGUGUGGCAUAUCAAGAAGCUGAUUAAACAUCAUGAUUAUUACACAGGUGCAUCUUGUGCUGGGGACAAUAAAAGGUCACUCUAAAAUUUGCAUUUUUGUCACACAACGCCACAGAUGUCUCAAGUUGAGGGAGAGUGCAAUUGGCAUGCUAACUACAAGAAUGUCCACUAGAGCGGUUGUCAGAGAAUUCAAUGUUAAUUUCUCUACCAUAAGCCACCUCAAACAUUGUUUUAGAGAAUCUGGCAGUACGUCCAACCGGCCUAACAACCGCAGGCCACGUGUAACUACGCCAACCCAGGAACUCCACAUCCGGCUUCUUCACCUGCUGGAUCGUCUGAGACCAGCCACCUGGACAGCUGAUGAAACUGAGGAGUAUUUGUGUCUGUAAUUAAAGCUCUUUUGUGGUGAAAAAGUAAUUCUGAUUGGUUAGGCCUGGCUCCCCAGUGGGUGGGCCUGACUCCCAAGUGGUUUGUCCUAUGACUUCCCAGGCCCACCCAUGGCUGCACCCCUGCCCAGUCAUGGGAAAUCCAUAGAUUAUAGCCCAAUGAAUUGAUUUCAAUUAACUGAUUUCCUUAUAUGAACUGUAACUGGGUAAAAUCGUUGAAAUUGAUGCAUGUUCAGUAUACUUCCUACCAAACCAGUUGGACCAGACUUCAAGUGCUACACUCCUAAAUCACAAAGCCUUCAUCUCAUAUGGGUCAAAUGCAUUAUGGUCGUCUACAGUAUAUCUGAUGAUCUCAACACUAGAAGUGGUGAGGGUGACCAUAAUAUUAAAGAUGAGCUUUGCAGCACAAAGAUAUAAAUGGUACAAAGAUUGAAUCAAGAUUCCAGCCUCAGAUGAAAACUUCCAUUCAAACAUUUACAACAGGACAGACUGGCCAGUUCAAUAGCCUACAAAUCCCACAAUGCCCUGCACCUGGCAGAUGGCUAGUACUUCCUGUUUUAGAGCUACAUCCAGAGAGGAAGAGGCGAAGCAAGAUGGUUCACUCCGCCCAAAAUCAGUCCACGAAAACAAAACUAGGGAGACAUUUUUGUAUGGAGGUCAAUGAGUGUUGAAUUAUGGUGAACAAAAAAUGUAAUUGCUAAUUUGCUACCGGAGGCUUAUUUGAUUGAAUAAAAGUGUCAGUGGAUAGGUUGCUAUGAAUGCACUGAUAUAAGUGGAUGCAUGUGGCAUUUCGAAAAAAAAAAGAUAUAGUAAAUUACUUUAUAUAGGAGUUGCCUGUUGUUCACAUGCGUAUCUGCCCUCUCAUUGGCUAAAAUGGUCUAACCUGAUCUUGCCUCCUCCCGUCUGCCUUCCAUCUUCGAGGAAAUGUAUUUCCAUUGUUAGAGCAGUCACUAGACUAUCUAGUCAAUAUAAUAGAUCUUUGCUACAUCCCACCUGCAAGAAUUUAUUCCACAUUGUACUGUAAAUACCCCUCCAUGUUUGUUUCCAUCCCAUCUGCUUGGUUAGGGAGUGUAAGUUGGUGUCUCCUUUUGUGUCGGAGUACUUACAAGAGACAUUCAACCUAUUUUGACAUUGUUCCAUUGCGGCUUAAUGCAAAGGACCCCCCUAGUAGAACGAGCCAAUACCUGCUCGGUACAGAUGAGUCUAUGGAAUCCUACAGGGGGAACAGAGCGACGUUCAAAUAUGAAACUGUUCAACCUAUGUUAUGUUCACCUGGGUGCCAGGCUGUUUCUGCGUUCAAGAGCGUUGGUACAUCCUUAAGAAGACAAGAAAAAAACUUGGUGUUGUUGACUAAAGCAGAAACGGACUGGCACCCAGGCCAUAGCUACACUAUAUGUAUUUUAUCAUUGUAGAUCCCAGACGUGUACUUGUCAAUUUUUUACUUAAAUGUGAGUCAUUUAUAUGUUAAAAUGCAAGGGAAUAAACCACAUGCAUGAAGACUGAUUGGUUAAUGAGAUUAUUAUUUUAGAGGUUUAUUAAAAUUAUGCAAA
Molecule: messenger RNA, 3572 nt
Organism: Oncorhynchus kisutch (coho salmon)
Lineage: Eukaryota; Metazoa; Chordata; Actinopteri; Salmoniformes; Salmonidae
Product: diencephalon/mesencephalon homeobox protein 1-B-like
Exons: 4
Coding region: 7-1164 (385 amino acids)
Biological process (GO): regulation of transcription by RNA polymerase II
Molecular function (GO): RNA polymerase II transcription regulatory region sequence-specific DNA binding; DNA-binding transcription factor activity, RNA polymerase II-specific
Source: RefSeq, a predicted model, not a curated record